AUGAAAGGAAAACAUUUAAAGAAGAAUUUCAUGAUUCAGAAGAUUAUAAAAAAAAAGAAUGAAAAGGAUGAAAUUCCUACUGAGAAUUCUGUUGAUGCUUCCUUAGUUGGAAUUGAAUUAAUUUUCCGCUGCUUUUCUCUGCUUCAUUCGUCUAUUCAACAACUUGGUUUUAAUGGCGUUGCUUAUAUUUUGAUGAAUGGAAUAGCUAAAGAAGAAAAUAUUGAAAGAAGGAUUGUUAUAUUGCGCAGAAAAACAAUCCAUCAUCAUGUCAACGAAAAUGAAAUAAUUUCGUUUCAAUUCAAUUUUCCCAUCCUCCCGUUACGCAUCGUCGACAAAGCAUCUUACUUCAAGUGCAUGAGCUAA
Messenger RNA from Clunio marinus, 363 nucleotides. The record is from the annotation of a GenBank genome assembly. Lineage: Eukaryota; Metazoa; Arthropoda; Insecta; Diptera; Chironomidae.